AUGAAUAAUCUGCCGGAGAAAGACAGAGAUCGGAAAAUGUUGGUCGGUAUUGUAUGGAACUGUGCGGCUGAGGCCAAGCUCCUCCUCACUGCACUCCUCUUCUUAUGCUCUCUCGCCACCGUCUUCCUGUUUCUCUCCUCACGCUUCUCCGUCUUCCCCUCCGACCUUCGCCACUACCUUGCCGGUACUCCCACUGGUAAUAUCACAACAUCUUCAUCGGUGCUACCAGAUCUACCAUCCGUUGUUCAACUUCUGCAGCAACAGCAAAAACAAGAAGACCAGUUGUUGGAAAAUGGUAUCAUCAAGCGGGCUUUCAAUUCCUAUGGCUCAGUUGCGUACAAUUUCGUUCUGAUGUCGGCUUACAGAGGUGGCGCCAACACUUUCGCGGCCGUUGGGUUAUCUUCAAAGCCUCUACACGUCUUCGGCAAGCCGAGCUACCAAUGCCAGUGGAUCCCACACGAGGAUACUGAUUCCACUGUCACCACCGCUGGCCAGAAGAUCCUUCCUGACUGGGGCUUCGGCCGCGUCUACACAAUCGUCAUUGUGAACUGCACUUUCCCGACCCCAACUGGCGGUAAGGGUGGCAAGCUGCUCAUCCACGCAACCACCAACGGCGGAGGUGACACUAGCUUCAACAUUACCGACUCUAUUGUGGUCCUAAAAGAAACCCCCGAAGAAAUUGCGAGUUUCACCUUGCAAUGCAACUCACAGCCUAAGUACAGAUUUGCAGCCAAAUGGAUGCUGUUCUUUGAUUUGGAUGAAUUCAUUUUCAUGCCUAAGAAGAGCACCAUUCAGUCGGUAUUCGAUUCGCUCUCUGAUUUUACGCAAUUCAACAUUGAGCAAAUGCCCAUGUCCAACAAGCUCUGCCUCUCCCAGGAUGCCCGUUCAGCUUUCAGAAAAUGGGGAUUCGAGAAGUUGGUAUACGAGGACGUAAAGAGAGGCAAGACGACAUAUAAGACAGAGGGAUGUAUAACGUACUUCCACUAUCACGGAACCAUUGCUGAACGGCGCGAACCAUGCCGGCAACUCGUGAAUUCGACACAAGUCACGGUCGAUGGGAUUCCAUACGUUCUGGACACAACCAUGCGCGAUAUUGCCGGAAUUGUGAAGAGAUUCGAACUCAAAAUGAUUGGCUCUAGAUUACAGAAAACGCGGCAAUAA
This is a messenger RNA of Fraxinus pennsylvanica, 1161 nucleotides long. The record is from the annotation of a GenBank genome assembly. Lineage: Eukaryota; Viridiplantae; Streptophyta; Magnoliopsida; Lamiales; Oleaceae.